This is a messenger RNA of Papaver somniferum (opium poppy), 1646 nucleotides long. RefSeq names its product probable pectate lyase 8. The coding region runs from base 86 to 1438 and encodes 450 amino acids. Lineage: Eukaryota; Viridiplantae; Streptophyta; Magnoliopsida; Ranunculales; Papaveraceae. Gene Ontology annotation, molecular function: pectate lyase activity. The transcript is spliced from 7 exons. The record is from RefSeq and is a predicted model, not a curated record.
ACAAGUUUUUCUCUUACUCCCCACUCUCUUUCUUCUUCAACAUCCAAAGAAACCGAAUUGAAACCCUCCCCUAAGAUUAUAAACAAUGGCGGUUUCUUUGAGGUGUUUAAGCUUAUGUCUGGUUACUCUAUUACUGUUUGUUAUACUGAUAAUGGCUGAUCAAGUAGAGAAAAAGGAGAACUCUGAUUUGAGGAUUCAACAACAAACAAAGCAAUUACAGAGCUCCACAAUAAACACAACAACAAUGGCGGAUUUAAGGCCAGAGGAGGAGUGGACCCAUGAACAUGCAGUAGCUGAUCCUGAUGAAGUUGCUUCCCAAGUAGCUACGACUAUACGUAAUAGUACUGAAAGGAGGAACCUGGGCGGGUAUUUCUCAUGUGGAAGUGGCAAUCCAAUUGAUGAUUGCUGGCGCUGUGACAAAGACUGGCACAAAAACAGGAAGCGUCUUGCAGACUGUGGUAUCGGUUUUGGGCGUAAAGCUCUUGGUGGUCGAGAUGGAGAUUACUAUGUCGUCACUGACCCAAGUGAUCACGACGCUGUGAAUCCCAAACCAGGAACCCUGCGUCAUGCAGUCAUUCAGGACAAACCACUUUGGAUUGUGUUCAAGCGUGACAUGGUCAUCACUCUCAAACAAGAGCUUAUCAUGAAUAGUUUCAAGACCAUUGAUGGCCGUGGUGUCAAUGUUCAUAUCGCAAAUGGAGCUUGCAUCACUAUUCAGUACAUAACCAAUGUUAUCAUUCAUGGAAUCCACAUCCACGACUGUAAACCCACUGGUAAUGCUUUGGUUCUAGACUCCCCGUCUCACUACGAAUAUAGAUCAUUGUCUGAUGGUGAUGGUAUCUCCAUUUCUGGAUCUAGCCAUAUCUGGGUUGAUCACAACUCACUCUCCAACUGUGCUGAUGGUCUUAUUGAUGCUAUCAUGGCUUCCACUGCCAUCACUAUCUCUAACAAUUACUUCACUCACCACAAUGAGGUGAUGCUGCUGGGUCAUGACGACUCGUAUACCAGAGACAAGGUAAUGCAAGUAACCAUUGCAUUCAAUCAUUUUGGUGAGGGUCUCAGGCAAAGGAUGCCAAGGUGCAGACAUGGAUACUUCCAUGUAGUGAACAAUGACUAUACUCACUGGGAAAUGUAUGCUAUUGGUGGAAGUGCAGAUCCCACCAUCAACAGCCAAGGCAACCGAUUCCUUGCCCCAGCCAACCCUUUUGCCAAAGAGGUGACAAAGAGAGUCGAAACAGAUUCUGGUAGAUGGAAGCACUGGAACUGGAGAUCUGAAGGAGAUUUGCUACUGAAUGGAGCCUUUUUUACACCAUCAGGAAAAGGAGUCUCCGCCAGCUAUGCCAGAGCUUCAAGUCUUGGGGCCAAAUCUUCAUCCAUGGUUGGUUCCAUUACUUCAGGUGCUGGUGCUCUUAAUUGCCGUAAGAGUACUCAGUGUUAGCACAAAAUUCCAAAGUACAAACACAAAAAACACCACAACACCAAAGAAAAACAAAAAAAACAGCUCUCCUUUUCAUCUUAAAUUUCAUCCUUCAUUCUUCUUUAUACUAUACAUCUUCAUUUGUCUAUUCUAUGGCUCAACCUCGGCCUGCUUCGUCUGAAAAAAAAACGCCAUUUUUGGAGCAAGUGCAGAAGCGUUGUUCAUUUUA